Messenger RNA from Sabethes cyaneus, 1233 nucleotides. RefSeq names its product UNC93-like protein MFSD11. The record is from RefSeq and is a predicted model, not a curated record. The transcript has 7 exons. NCBI's taxonomy places the organism in Eukaryota, Metazoa, Arthropoda, Insecta, Diptera, Culicidae. Bases 22 to 1233 code for a protein of 403 amino acids.
UUAUUUACCUCAUUUCAAACGAUGGGUAAUAUAGAGCAAACCAUUAUAGAUAGCAUAAAAUCUGACGAUCCUUCUUUCAAUGGCGAUGGAUACACCAGUUUGGCGGUUGUGUAUGCGACGCUGUCAAUUGCAAAUUGGAUAACUCCCCCUAUACUAUCAAAAAUUGGAUCUAAAAUGGCAAUGGUUGUGGGUGCAAUGACUUACUGUAUAUUUAUCACAUCGUUCUUAUGGCCUCAAACUUUAUUACUUUAUAUAGCCAGCUUAAUUCUCGGUGUUGGUGCAGCCCUAAUUUGGACAGGACAAGGAAUGUAUCUAACAAAAUGUAGCGACGAAUCAACUAUCUCUAGAAACUCUGGAAUAUUUUGGGCUACGCUUCAAAUGAGCAUGUUUUUCGGAAAUUUACUGGUAUUCUAUCUUUUUCAAGACAAAACCCAUAUCGACAAGGAAACAAGAGUGCUUGUGUUUGCAAUAAUGAUUGGUGUUACAAUAACAGGUAUAGCAUCAUUGUGUACCCUGAAACCACAAAACGAGGCCUCAGUUAUAUUAGAAGACGAAAUACCAGAUGUACAACAAACCCCCAAGCAAGCAUUUGUUAGUGCGACACAUCUAUUUGUUACAAAAAAUAUUUUGCUACUGACUGUGCCCUUUAUAUAUACAGGUCUAGCAUUAUCAUUCUUCAGUGGUGUUUAUGGAGCUAGUAUCGGAUUUACUAAUGCACUUGGAGAACAAGCUAAACAGCUAGUUGGGUUAAAUGGCGUAUUCAUUGGCGUUGGUGAAGUUCUCGGAGGAGUAGUGUUUGGUUUGUUGGGUAAACGAACCAUAAUAUGGGGUCGUGAGCCAAUUAUCAUAGCUGGUCUCAUUAUUCAUGCAAUGAGUUAUUUCCUCAUAUAUUUAAAUUUGCCUGAUUCUGCCCCAUUUGGUGACACAAAUGAGGUUGGUUAUUUUAAACCACCAAUUGCCAGUGUGGCAAUUCUAUGUUCAUUUUUGCUCGGAUUGGGAGACGCUUGCUAUAAUACACAGAUACUAUCAAUUUUAGGCGGAGUUUUCACUAAAAAAUCGGCAGAGGCUUUUGCGAUAUUCAAAUUUGCACAGUCAGUUGCUGCAGCAAUUAGCUUUGUAUAUUCUUCAUAUUUUCUGCUUGGGACUCAGCUUGCUAUUCUUCUAGUAUCUUCUGUAACAGGAACAGUAUGCUUUUGUAUUGUAGAGAGGUCUACCAAGCAAUCCUGCACUUAA